AUGUCAGUAUUUUUGUCAAGGAUUCAAGAAAUGCAAAACAAGUUAAAGCAAUUGGGUGAAGAGAUCUCCGACAAGCUUGUUAUAACAAAAAUAUUAAUGUCUCUGCCGGACCAAUACAAACAUUUUGUCUCAGCGUGGGAGUCUGCACCUGACCAUAAGCAAACAUUUGACAAUUUAGUGGCCAGGUUGUUAGUUGAAGAAGAAAGGGUGAAGGAGAAGAAUUAUGAUCCAGAGCAGGCAUCAUCAUCUGCAUUUAUUGCCCGGAACAGGAGUGGUGUAAAAUGUUUCAACUGUGGGAGACUUGGACAUGUUCAAAGUGAGUGUAGAAGUAAGAACAAUAAAAAUAACAGUGAAGAAAAAAAUGAACAAUAA
Molecule: messenger RNA, 372 nt
Organism: Pieris macdunnoughi
Lineage: Eukaryota; Metazoa; Arthropoda; Insecta; Lepidoptera; Pieridae
Source: the annotation of a GenBank genome assembly